Molecule: messenger RNA, 1155 nt
Organism: Fulmarus glacialis (Northern fulmar)
Lineage: Eukaryota; Metazoa; Chordata; Aves; Procellariiformes; Procellariidae
Product: protocadherin gamma-B1-like
Exons: 1
Biological process (GO): homophilic cell-cell adhesion
Cellular component (GO): plasma membrane
Molecular function (GO): calcium ion binding
Source: RefSeq, a predicted model, not a curated record
CGGGACCUGGGGCUGAGCCCGGCGGAGCUGCCGGCGCGCAAGCUCCGGAUAGUCUCUGGUGACGAAAAGCAAUACUUCACUCUUGGGGAAGAUAAUAAAAAUCUGCGGGUAAACGAGAGGAUAGACCGAGAGGGCAUCUGCGGGACCUUGUCGCCCUGUGUCCUCAGUUUGGAGGCAGUCGUGGAAAACCCUUUCAAUAUAUUUCAUGUAAGCGUCACUAUCCAGGAUAUCAAUGACAAUGCGCCGCAGUUUGACAGAGAAUUUGUUGCCAUAGAAAUGAUCGAGUCCACGCCUCCUGGGGCCAGGUUCCCACUGGGCAGUGGCAGAGACCCCGACAUCGGGGCGAACUCAUUACAAAACUACCAACUUACCCCCAACCCGCUCUUCUCCCUUGUAAUGAGGGAGAGUCCUGAUGGGAUGAAGCAGCCGGAAUUAGUGCUGGAGAAAAGCUUAGAUCGAGAAAAACAGAGAAAUCACCAUUUGAUACUGAUGGCCAUGGAUGGCGGGGAUCCAGUCCGAUCCGGGACGGCCCAGAUUAAGAUUAACGUGACUGACGCAAAUGACAACCUGCCGGUAUUCACCAAAGAGAUCUACAAGGUUCGACUGCUGGAAAACCUGCCAGAGGGCUCCUUGGCUUUUCAGGUGAAAGCUACUGACGGCGACGAAGGUACAAAUGCAGAAAUUACCUACUCUUUCAGUGACAUCACAAACAGUGCCCGCCAACUCUUCACUCUGGACUCCAGAACAGGGGACGUGAAGGUUACAGGCCCCUUAGAUUAUGAAGAAGGGAAAUAUUACGAAGCAACUGUUGAAGGCAAGGACGGGGGCGGGCUUAGUGCACACGCCAAAGUGCACAUAGACAUUCUAGACGUGAACGACAACGCGCCAACCCUUUCCCUCCUUCCUAUCUUAAACCCGAUACCGGAAGACUCGGUCCCGAGCACGGUUGUAGCUGUGAUCAAUGUCCGUGACAGAGACUCGGGGGAAAACGGGGAAGUGACCUGCAACAUCGACGGCGAUAUGCCUUUCAGACUAGAACCGUCAUCAGAGAACACCUACAAACUAAUAAUAGCCAGUGCCCUGGACAGAGAAAAGGUCUCCGCUUACAAUAUCACCAUCAGUGCCGCGGACCGGGGCAGCCCGGCGCUGUCCAGC